Molecule: messenger RNA, 1273 nt
Organism: Linum trigynum
Lineage: Eukaryota; Viridiplantae; Streptophyta; Magnoliopsida; Malpighiales; Linaceae
Source: the annotation of a GenBank genome assembly
GAUUGGAACCUCCCCUUUGAACUCAUGUGUGACGUCAGUGAUUUUGUAAUGGAGCGGUGUUAGGUCAAAGGCGAGGACGUCAUUUUCAACUCAUAUGUUAUGCCUCGAAGACAUUGAAUGGGGCUCAAGAGAAUUAUACAACUACUAAAAAGAGUUGUUGGCAGUCAUCUUUUCUUUCGACAAGUUUCGGUCCUAUAUUGUGCUUUCAAAAGUAAUUGUCUACAUCGACCACUCUACCAUUCGAUUCUUGAUGAGCAAGACUGAUGCCAAGCCUCGAUUGAUAAGAUGGAUCUUGCACCUUCAAGAGUUCGAUGUCGAGAUCAAAUACAAGAAGGGAGCCAAGAAUCUUGCGGCGAACCAUCUUUCUCGACUUGAAGGUACCCGGAGAACCUCUUCGCACAACGCGAUAAAUGACAAUUUCCCCGAUGAAAGGUUGUUCGUCAUUGUCGUAGUGGAAAGUGCAACCCCUUGGUUUGCCAACUUCUCCAGUUACUUGGUAGGAAAUCAACUACCAAAGGGGAUGAAUACUAACGAGAAAUGGAAAUUUUUCGCCGACCUCCGCUACUACUUUUGCGAUGAUCCUUACCUGUUUAGGAUCGGAGAUGAUGGGAUCAUCCGGUGGUGUGUUCCGGAGGACAAAAUGACAGCUAUCCUUAGCCAGUUCCAUGAAGGGCCGAUAUGAGGGCAUCACGGGGGCAACUACACGGCGAUGAAGGUCCUCCUGUCGGGGUUCUACUGGUCGUCGUUGUUUCGGGAUGCCGAUUCGUUUGCGUGGCAAUGCGACAACUGAUAAAGAACAGGUAACAUUUCUAACCACAGUGAGAUGCCUUAAACAAUUUCCAUUAUAUGUGAGAAUUUUGACGUUUGGGACAUCGAUUUCAUGGGUCCUUUCCCGUCAUCUUUUGGGAAAAAGUACAUUCUAGUGGCCGUGGACUAUGUCUCGAGGUGGGUGGAGGCUCAAGCCCUCCCCACCAAUGAUGCAAGACAAGUUUGCGGAUUUCUUCAGAAAUUGUUUUCACGUUUUGGGACCCCUAGGGCCAUUAUUAGAGAUCGACUUCCAGGGACAAUUUGAUAAACUCCUUGAUCGCUAUGGUGUCACCCACCGAGUCUUCAUGGGCUACCACCCUCAAACAAGCGCUCAGGUGGAGUUGACAAAUAGGGAGUUGAAAAUGAUUCUAGAAAAGACCGUGGACCGAUCCCGCAAAGAUUGGUCCACAAAGCUCGAUGAUGCUUUAUGAGCUUAUCGCACGACCUAUAAAACACCAAUAGCGUC